UGAUGAUCAAAGUCUACAUAAACACCAUUCGUUGUUUUUGAUCGAAAGUUAAACCCCCGGCACUUUCGCAUCUUCUUCUCCGGUACACGAUGUCCAGGCUACGCCUGUUUUCGUUUCUGCUCCUCCUCACUGUCUGGUUCUUGUGUAUUCCCGGUUCGGUUCACGUUGUUCGAGCUCAAAACCGAACCGGAGCCACUACUCAUCCAGACGAUGCACGUGCUCUGAACACUAUCUUCGCAACAUGGAAGAUUCGUGCGCCGAGGGAAGAAUGGAACAUCAGCGGCGAGCUUUGCUCCGGCGCCGCCGUAGACAACGCUGUCACCGAUGCCAACCCCGCUUACAACCCUCUUAUCAAAUGCGACUGUAAUUUCGUCAACUCCACAAUCUGCCGUAUCACGCUCUUGAAGGUUUACGCAAGAGAUGUUGUAGGAACUAUACCUAAAGAGCUCUGGACUUUGGAAUAUCUCACAAAUCUGAAUCUGGCUCAAAAUUUUCUGUCAGGAUCAUUGUCUCCUGCAAUUGGAAAUCUGACUCGAAUGGAAUGGCUGACUUUUGGGAUCAAUGCGUUGUCUGGCCCUGUUCCUAAGGAAAUUGGUUUGCUUACAAAUUUAAAAUUACUUAGCAUUAGUUCGAAUAACUUUUCCGGUUCUAUGCCAGCUGAGAUUGGGAGUUGUACAAAGCUAGAGCAAAUCUACAUAGAUAGUUCUGGACUCAGCGGGGAAAUACCUUUAUCAUUUGCUAAUCUUGUGGAGCUGAAACAGGCUUGGAUUAUGGAUCUGGAACUUACAGGUCGGAUACCAAACUUUAUAGGAAACUGGACCAAACUUACUACCUUGAGAAUUGUCGGAACUGGUUUGAGUGGUCCGAUACCGUCGUCAUUUUCGAACUUAACUUCUUUGCUAGAACUGAGGCUAGGUGAUAUAACCAAUGGAAGCUCUUCUCUUGAAUUCAUCAAAGACAUGAAAUCUCUAAGUACAUUAGUAUUGAGGAACAGUAAUCUAACGGGGACAAUACCGUCUAAUAUUGGAGAAUACUCAAGUUUGCAACAAGUUGAUUUAAGCUUCAACAAACUACAUGGACCAAUUCCAGCUUCACUUUUCAACUUAAGUCGACUUACUCACUUAUUUCUGGGAAACAACACGUUGAAUGGUUCCUUGCCCACUCAGAAGAGGCAGUCUUUGAGCAAUAUAGAUGUGUCAUAUAAUAAUUUGUCUGGAAGUCUUCCGUCGUGGGUCAGCUCACCAAACUCGAAAUUCAACCUUGUUGCUAACAAUUUCACAUUAGAAGGUCUUGACAACAGGGUUUUAUCAGGACUGAACUGCCUGCAAAAAAACUUCCCCUGCAAUCGAGGCAAAGGAAUCUAUUCAAACUUUUCAAUCAACUGCGGAGGUCCGGAUAAAAUAUCUGCUAGUGGAGCACUAUUUGAGAAGGAUGACGAGGAUCUUGGACCAGCUUCGUUUGUCGUGAAUGUUGCUAGGAGAUGGGCAGCUAGUAGCAUUGGUCUUUUCGCCGGAAGUAGCAAUAAUAUAUACAUAGUAAAUUCACUAGCACAAUUUACAAACACUUCGGACUCAGAGCUUUUCCAGUCAGCAAGACUUUCUGCAUCUUCCCUAAGGUAUUAUGGGUUGGGGCUAGAAAAUGGUGUCUAUAUUGUAAAGCUUCAGUUUGCUGAGAUACAAAUUGAAGGUUCCAACUCUUGGAAAGCUCUUGGAAGACGACGUUUUGACAUUUAUGUACAGGGAAGACUUGUUGAAAAGGAUUUUGAUGUACGUAGAACAGCUGGUGGCUCUACUGUUACAGCAGUUGAGAGAGAAUAUAAAGCAAAUGUAUCAGAGAAUUACCUCGAAGUUCAUCUUUUCUGGGCUGGAAAAGGAACGUGUUGUAUUCCUGUUCAAGGGGCUUAUGGGCCACUAAUAUCGGCUGUUAGUGCAACACCAGAUUUUACUCCAACUGUGGAUAAUAAGCCACCAUCAAAGGGGAAAAACAGGACUGGUGUUAUUGUGGGUGUCAUUGUUGGCAUAGGACUUUUGAGCAUUUUUGUGGGUGUGGCUAUCUUCAUCAUCCGAAAAAGAAGAAAGCCGUAUACAGAUGAUGAAGAGCUACUUGGUAUGGAAAUAAAGCCUUACACUUUUACUUACUCGGAACUUAAAAGUGCAACUCAAGAUUUUAACAUCUCAAACAAGCUUGGAGAAGGUGGAUUUGGGCCUGUUUAUAAGGGAAACCUCAGUGAUGGAAGAGAGGUAGCAGUGAAGCUGUUGUCUGUUGGAUCCCGGCAAGGGAAGGGACAAUUUGUUGCAGAAAUUACAUGGAAUCUACACGAGAAAAACCGUGAACUCGAACUAAUAGAUGAGAAGCUAAGUGAAUUCAACAAGGAUGAAGUGAAACGCGUGAUUCGGAUUGCUCUGCUAUGCACACAGUCUUCUCAUUCUUUGAGACCACCAAUGUCACGAGUUGUGGCCAUGUUGUCGGGAGAUGUUGAGGUCAGUGAUGUCAAGUCUAAGCCAGGUUACCUAAGCGAUUGGAGAUUUGAUGACAUCACCACUACUUCUCUUAGUAGCUUUCAAACCAAAGAGGUAGGCGCUUCUGGCUCCAAGAUAUCGCCCAGUACCAAAGACUCUCAGCCAAUGCUUGGAGCCAAGAUCAAUGUUGGAAGAUGACAAUGUCUCUUUUCUGAUGGCUAUAGAGUUUUGUUUGUGUACAUAUAUGAUCAACAUCUUCUUUUCUUUUGAUUGGAGAAACAUAUUUCACUUUGAUUCAAUAAAACAUUUUAGCUCUUCGCUUUUUCUUGUGAGAAAUUUGUCGCUAGUUGAAAAAGAAAAGAGAAACGAAGAAUCUCAGUGAUCGGAGCAAUGAGCUUAUACCAUGUUAGGCGAGAGAAAUCGAGAGGAAGGAGCACUAACU
Thlaspi arvense is the source of this 2901-nucleotide messenger RNA. Lineage: Eukaryota; Viridiplantae; Streptophyta; Magnoliopsida; Brassicales; Brassicaceae. The record is from the annotation of a GenBank genome assembly.